UGUUGUCCUGGGUGUGUGAGCAGUGCUGAUGUUCCAGAGGGCUAACACUUUGCAGGUGUAGAGGAAGCACGCUGACCAUUGGAGGAAUAAAAGAGGCUUGUGAGGAACCCAGCCCUCACUCUCUCCCUGCACAGCUCACAGGACUUCAGCCAUGAGACUUCUCAUCCUGGCCUGCCUUGGCAUCUGCUGUCUCACUGCAUACGUCGUGGAAGGUGUGGGAAGUGAAGUCCCAGAUAAGAGUAUCUGUGUGAGUCUAACUACCCAGCGACUGCCAGUCAACAGAAUCAAGACCUACACCAUCAAGGAGGGCUCCAUGAAGGCAGUAAUUUUUAUUACCAGACGUGGCCUAAAAGUCUGUGCUGAUCCACAAGUCAACUGGGUGAAAGAAGCAGUCAAGAACAUAGACAGCAAGUCCAACACCAGAAGAAACACAAUCCAGACCAAGCCAACAGGAACCCAGCAGUCUACCAACACAACAGUGACCCUGAGGGGGUAGUGGUCUUCUGAUAACCUGUUCCUUUGCUAGCCAGCCAGUUCUUUUCACUUUAUAAGUCCAUGGACUAAGUAGGUUAUACGUACCUCUUCUGAACGUGCUGCAUGAAUCAAACUAUUCUUUUGUAUUUUUAUUUUUUAAUGUCUUGAAUAUUCAUUUAGAUGC
This is a messenger RNA of Carlito syrichta (Philippine tarsier), 658 nucleotides long. RefSeq names its product lymphotactin-like. Gene Ontology annotation, cellular component: extracellular region. NCBI's taxonomy places the organism in Eukaryota, Metazoa, Chordata, Mammalia, Primates, Tarsiidae. The transcript has 4 exons. Gene Ontology annotation, molecular function: chemokine activity; CCR chemokine receptor binding. Gene Ontology annotation, biological process: monocyte chemotaxis; chemokine-mediated signaling pathway; positive regulation of ERK1 and ERK2 cascade. The coding region runs from base 152 to 496 and encodes 114 amino acids. The record is from RefSeq and is a predicted model, not a curated record.